This is a messenger RNA of Nematolebias whitei (Rio pearlfish), 1219 nucleotides long. RefSeq names its product partner of NOB1 homolog (gene pno1). Gene Ontology annotation, molecular function: RNA binding. Gene Ontology annotation, cellular component: nucleolus. NCBI's taxonomy places the organism in Eukaryota, Metazoa, Chordata, Actinopteri, Cyprinodontiformes, Rivulidae. The transcript is spliced from 7 exons. The coding region runs from base 100 to 849 and encodes 249 amino acids. The record is from RefSeq and is a predicted model, not a curated record.
UUGGGUCCUUUUAUGUUGCACGAGGACACCCUGAUGCCUCCUAGCCAGAGCCAGCUUCAGUUUUUACUUCAUAAUUUGAGUUUUUAAAACGCCUUCGCGAUGGACGCAGAUAAAACUCCACGUCCGGUCGCUGAAGCCGCCGCGGGGAGUAAAGAUGAGGAGGAGCCGUUCACGGAGGUGAAGAGGCCCGCAAGGAGUCAGAAACGGAAACGCGAAAAGAGAGCGGACAUGAUGGACACCGAGGACGGCGUGGACAACAAACGGCCGCACUUUCCACCGAUUUCAAGCGACAAAUUACAGGGGCCGGAUGAGAUGAUUAAAGUUUCCGUUCCUGCUCACAGAUACACCCCGCUUAAAGAAAACUGGCUAAAGAUCUUCACUCCAAUUGUGGAGAAUUUACAGCUUCAAGUCAGAUUUAACCUUAAAACCAGGAAUGUUGAAAUCAAAACGUGUAAAGAAACUCAGGACAUCAGCGCGCUCACAAAGGCAGCAGACUUUGUCCGAGCAUUUGUUCUUGGAUUUCAGGUUGAAGAUGCGAUGGCUCUCAUCAGAUUAGAUGAACUCUUCCUGGAAAGUUUUGACGUGACAGACGUAAAACCUCUGAAGGGUGACCACCUGUCCAGGGCCAUUGGAAGAAUAGCAGGGAAAGGAGGAAAAACUAAAUUCACAAUCGAAAAUGUGACAAAAACUCGUAUUGUGCUCGCAGACACGAAAGUCCACAUUUUAGGUUCUUUCCAGAAUAUCAAGAUGGCUCGGACGGCAAUCUGCAACUUAAUUUUAGGAAGUCCACCUUCAAAGGUUUACGGGAACAUCAGAGUGGUGGCCAGCAGGACUGCAGAGAGGUUCUGAACCAUGAUGGGCUGGAUCAGGUUUUCCUUUGAGGACCUGUGAUGGGUUCAGAUCGACGCCUCGUUCGUUCUCACCAGAUGCAGAAAAUAAAUUCUAAUUCACACUUUAAUGGACUGCUGGUGGUAAAGUUCUGUAAAUAAAUACACAAAGGAACUAAAGACGUAUGAAGUGCCUGAUGUGUGAAUCAGCAUUGGGCAAACGAUGACUCAGCAAGUUAUUUCUAAGGGUUUUGGUUGAUGGCCAAGCAGGAAUGUCACGGUUUUUCAAACCAAACCUCUGAUUGUGUCUCCAUCAAGUAUCAAGUAGCUUUUUAUUGGCAAGCAGUGAAAAAUGUUUGUUGGCAAAUAAAUAAAAAUCCUUUGAAUCUCCA